AUGGUAUACAUUAAUGAUUGGAACGAAUACCAACAGGCAGUUGAACAACUUUAUUUAGAUUCACCAAAAGAGACGCGAUAUGUAACAACUUGGAAGCACUCACAAGGAAAAUUGGUUCUAAAAGUCACAGAUGAUUUCAAAGCACUCAAAUAUAAAACAGAUCAAGCAGCGGAUUUGAAGAAAUUUGAACGUUUAAAUCGGUCAAUGAUGUUGAAAAUGCAGAAUCGAAGUGAACCAAGCGAAAGUGAAGCAGCAACAUCAUCGACAUCAGCAUCACUUUCACAACAAUUGCAUACAUCAGAACAAACUAAUCCAACAUCAGCAGUGGUUGGCGCUACUGAAUCAUCCUCCAAUACAACUACAACGGGAAAAGUCCAAUCUUCAAAGAAGAAAGGGAAGAAAGGACG
Molecule: messenger RNA, 407 nt
Organism: Scutellospora calospora
Lineage: Eukaryota; Fungi; Glomeromycota; Glomeromycetes; Diversisporales; Gigasporaceae
Source: the annotation of a GenBank genome assembly